CGUUAGUAUCUCCGGACUUCCUCGCCUGCUGCAGGAAAGAGAAGACUAAAAAGACAAACCUGGGUGCAGCCAGAAAGGUCCAAAUAGAUGAGCUUGUGGCAUCCAUUCCCUAAAUUCAGGGGCUCCACCAUACCUCAGCUGGAUCUCUUUGUUCCUGAUGUGCAUUAGUUAAAAUUACCCAAACUUGGAUUUCAAAGGAAUAAUUUCAUUGUUCUAUCUGUCACACUAAGUAAUUGGGACCAGCUGGAUGUCAGGAUGCGAGUGGUUACCAUCAUAACCCUGCUUUUCUUUUGUAAAGCUGCUGAGCUCCGCAGGGCAGACCCUGGGGGUGUGAAAAACCAAAGGAAUCAUGGCCUGGUGGGUGGGGGCCGGAGAGGCUCCAUCCCAGUCAAACGCUCCACACCAGACCUCCCCUGCGAAGUGUACAUGUAUCUUCACGAGAAAUACUUAGAUUGUCAAGAAAGAAAACUACUUUAUGUGCUGCCUGGCUGGCCUCACGAUUUGGUGCACAUGUUGUUAGCAAGAAACAAGAUCCACGUAUUGAAGAACAAUAUGUUUUCCAAGUUCAGAAAGCUUAAAAGCUUGGAUCUGCAACAGAAUGAGAUCUCCAAAAUUGAGAAUGAGGCUUUCUUUGGUUUAAACAAACUUACCACUCUCUUACUGCAGCAUAACCGGAUCAAAGUCUUGACAGAAGAAGUGUUCAUUUAUAUGCCUCUCCUGAGCUACCUGCGCCUUUAUGACAACCCCUGGCACUGUACUUGUGACAUGGAAACACUUAUUUCAAUGUUGCAGGUUCCAAAGAAUCGAAAUUUGGGGAAUUACGCCAAGUGCAAAAGCCCACAAGAACUAAAAAAUAAGAAACUGCGGCAGAUAAAAUCUGAAGAGUUAUGUAAUGAAGAAGAAAAGGAACAAUUGGACCCCAAACCCCAAGUGUCAGGGAGACCCCCCGCCAGGAAGCCUGAGGCAGAUUCUUCUCUUUGCCACAUUUAUGUGUUUCCCAUACAAACACUGGACUGCAAAAGGAAAGAUUUGAAGAAAGUUCCUAACAACAUCCCUCCAGAUAUUGUUAAACUUGACUUGUCAUACAAUAAAAUCAACCAGCUUCGACCCAAGGAGUUUGAGGAUGUUCAUAAGCUAAAGAAAUUAAACCUUAGUAGCAAUGGCAUUGAAUUCAUCGAUCCUGCUGCUUUUUUAGGACUCACAAAUUUAGAAGAGUUAGAUUUAUCAAACAACAGUCUGCAAAAUUUUGACUACGGAGUAUUUGAAGACUUGUAUUUUUUGAAACUCCUGUGGCUCAGAGAUAACCCUUGGAGAUGUGACUACAACAUCCACUACCUCUACUACUGGUUAAAGCACCAUUACAAUGUCCACUAUAAUGGCCUGGAAUGCAAAACACCUGAAGAAUACAAAGGAUGGUCUGUAGGAAAAUAUGUUAGGAGUUACUAUGAAGAAUGCCCCAAAGAUAAAUUACCAACAUACCCCGAAACAUUUGACCAGGAUACAGAAGAUGAUGAAUGGGAAAAAAUACAUAGGGAUUACACAACAAAGAAGCAAAGUGUAAGAAUCACUCUAGUGGGAUAGUGGGAUAAUUUAGAAAUUCUUAUCGUUGCAACUCGUUAUAUAUUUGCUACACUGGUGUCAGAAAACUGUAUGUUUACAUUUUUAUUUACUGUGUUGCCUAUUUAUGUAGGGUUAUCCAACUAAAUGAAGGUUUCUUUAAUUAUUUUUAUUAUUAUAGUAAUUAAGGGAAUACUCUCAUCCUAUUUGCCUAUCUGCAGAACAGCCUUGGUGAUGAACCCAUAGUAGUAACCUACAGAAGUUGGGUCCUAAUGAUGGCAUUCAAAUUUCAUAAUGUCCUAUAUAACUGUUUUUACUGCUUUUGAAAGUUAUUUUUAAAAUGUUCAUUUUUAUAUGCCUUUUGAUAGCUGCAUGGAUAUACCUAAACAUGAUCAAAAUAAGAAGAUACAAAUGUUUAGUAAUAAUAAAAUGUCAUUCUCUCCCCUCAGUCCCUAUCCCCACUUUUGUC
Messenger RNA from Phyllostomus hastatus (greater spear-nosed bat), 2026 nucleotides. RefSeq names its product leucine rich repeat containing 17 (gene LRRC17). The transcript is spliced from 4 exons. Gene Ontology annotation, cellular component: plasma membrane. The coding region runs from base 256 to 1581 and encodes 441 amino acids. Gene Ontology annotation, molecular function: protein binding. Lineage: Eukaryota; Metazoa; Chordata; Mammalia; Chiroptera; Phyllostomidae. The record is from RefSeq and is a predicted model, not a curated record.